This is a messenger RNA of Saccostrea cuccullata (small rock oyster), 2598 nucleotides long. Its product is annotated as protein mono-ADP-ribosyltransferase PARP14-like. Gene Ontology annotation, molecular function: transcription corepressor activity; NAD+-protein mono-ADP-ribosyltransferase activity; NAD+ poly-ADP-ribosyltransferase activity. The coding region runs from base 1 to 2598 and encodes 865 amino acids. The record is from RefSeq and is a predicted model, not a curated record. The transcript is spliced from 6 exons. Gene Ontology annotation, cellular component: nucleus; cytoplasm. Lineage: Eukaryota; Metazoa; Mollusca; Bivalvia; Ostreida; Ostreidae. Gene Ontology annotation, biological process: negative regulation of gene expression; protein poly-ADP-ribosylation.
AUGGCACAUGGUAUAAUUAAAUGGCCAAGCAAAGCAGCCUCAGAAAUAACAGUGGAAUGCACUUUAACAAAGGAUAUGAAAGAUUGUCGAAAAUUGGCAAAAACAUGGAAGAAACAUAUGGCAGAUGUUAUAAAUAAGUUGCUGGAAAUCCUUCACGUGGAGACCAUUAGCCUUCUGCAGGAAGCGUGGCAGAUGGUUUUUGAUGAAAUUAGAAAACUAAAUAAUCCAAAUUCUAACAAAGUAAGAUUUGUUAAAGACAAACGCAGUUGUAACAUUGCUAUUGUGGGCUAUCCAAAUCACGUUGGAGAGGUAAAAAAAGAUGUUGAACUGAUCAAGUCUAGAGUUGUUAAUGAGAUUGAGAGGAAAAAGAACCAAUUGAUUGAAAUAGUGAAGUUGAAACACUAUGAGGUUCUCCUUUUGAUUAAAGAUCAUUUUAAAGAAACGACAGAAAGCACCUUUCCAAAUAUUAAAGUUACUAUCGAUGAGAAUGAUGAAACUUUGAUCUUAGAUGGUCUUUAUUCAGAUGUCAAACAAGCAAAAACGUCAGUGUCUGAAAAAUGUCAGCAGAUAUGCCAUGCUUCAGCGGGAAAGUUUUCAAAAAACAGACAAGAAUUUUUAAGCAGGAAUGAAGUUUCUGAACGAAUAUUAGAGGAACUGAAUAAUAAGAAAAUUAUGAGCUGCUUUAAUAUUAAAAAUGACGAAUUAAUAUGUUAUGCUUUCACUGAUGAUCAAGCAGUUGAAGCAGCCCAUUUGAUAAAGAAGAACAUUGUGGAGUCCCCCAUUGAUGUAGAGCCUGACUCUGUAGAUCUCUUAACCUCCGAUAAAUGGAUCAAAGAAGUAAACAGUUUAAAAAGUUCCAAAACGUUUGGGGGAUUUCUACAUAUAAUCACACUGGUUGACCUUAGAAAAAUUAUCAUUGUAACAUUGAAUGAGCAUCUGGGUCUUGCAAGAGAAUUGAUAGAGAAUUUCUUUUCUAACAAUUCCAUUCUGAGUGAUAUGAUGGAAAUUCCUUCAGGUUUUUUGAAAGUUUUAGACCACUAUUCUAAAGAAAUCAUUAAAGAAAUCUGUGAAGAUUUGAAAGAACAACAAGUUCAGAUAACGAAAACUGGAAACAAAAUCAAUAUUAAUGGAACAAAAACAGGAAUUGAUCAAGUCAAAAUGAGGAUAGAAGAUAUGCUAAAGAAUAUCCAUAGGAAAAAACACAAAAUAGAUAGACCUGGAAUCGCUAAAUACUUGAAAAAAUUAACCGAGAAAAUCGCUUUUGUUGAAAAGAACCACAAAUGCUUUAUUCAAAUUGACGAGGAGGGGCCUACACAAUUGACUGACUGUUUAGCUUCUGCUUCCGAUUCAAUAGGAAGAAAUAGACCUUUCAUAAUAAACGAAACAGAGUAUGAGACGAAAGCAGGUGUCAUUAUAAAAGUGUUUGUUGGGGACAUGACCACUCUUCCCGUAGACGUGAUUGUUAAUGCUUCAAAUCAAGACCUUCAUCAUCAGGGUGGGCUAGCUGGUGCCAUUGUUUCGAGAGGUGGUGAAUACAUUCAACAAGAGUAUUUAGACUAUAUAGGAAGAAAUGGAAAGCUCAACGAGGGAGAUACCUUUUGUUCAAAAGCGGGUUGCCUGCCCUGUAAAAUGAUUGUUCAUGUUUGUGGACCAGUUUGGGCAGGUGGAAAUAAUCAAGAAAGCAGCUCUCUUACAGAUUGUGUGGUAUCAGCUUUGGAACAAGCAGAAUCAAGGGGCUACAAUUCCAUUGCAAUACCUGGCCUUUGCACUGGUAUAUUUGGUUAUCCAAUUAAUCAAGCUACUUCUGUCAUAGUUAAAGCAGUGAAAUCACACAUUAGUUACGAAAGAGGAUCCAGUAUUGAGGAAAUAAUUUUAUGUGAUGUUAGAGAAGACACGAUUAAAUAUUUCAAUGAGGCUGUGAAACAAGAGUUUAAAGGGAAACUCAAAAAUGGAGAUGACCAUAAACCUGCAGAUCUCCAAGCUAGCAAGGACAGACGAAUUCAGUCACAAGUUGCAGAGUUUACAGUAGGUGGAGUUUGUGUCAGAUUAUUGAAAGACCGAAUUGCUAACGCAGAGGUGGAUGUCAUUGUAAAUACAACAGCAAAAGAUUUAAGACUGAAUCAAGGAGGAGUAUCAGCUUCGAUCGUAAAAAUGGGGGGCAUUGACAUCCAGCAAGAGUGUAAGUCUAAAUACCCUCGAGGCAUCGAGUUCGGAGAGAUUGCAGUAACUGGUGGGGGAAACUUGUAUUGCAGAUUUCUAUUCCAUGGGGCCCUACCAGGCUGGGACAAAAACUCGGAAGAUAAUUCCAGAAAGGUGCUGCAAAAGUUUAUGCAAAACUGUUUAUCAGAGGCGCAAAAAAGGUCGAUGUCUAGCAUUGCUUUUCCUGCCCUAGGAACUGGUUUACUCAAUUAUCCGAUAGAUAGGGUUGCAGAGGAAAUGUGUAAUGCCAUUGUCAAUUUCUCUAAAGAUAAUCCAAAUACUUCUUUGGAAAAUGUGGCAUUUGUUAUUCAUGAGAAAGACACAGCUAUAAUUCAGUUUGGUAGCAUUUCGGGGGAGAAGGGCAGAGAAUUGCAUCAUUCUAAAGAAGAAAUAAAUUAG